CCUCCCUCUUCCCCUUCCCCUUCCCCUUCCACCAGUCUCAAGGGAAAUGUACUCUGUAAUACGGCCAGCUAUUCAAACUAGAGGGACAUUGAGCCACUCGCUCUCACUUUCACUCUCAAAGCAACCACCGCGUGUCUCCCCUUCGUCUUUUCCUUCAACUCUCCGUUUCUCUUCGAUCGCGACUCUGAAAAAGAAGAACUUUGAUGCAACUUUAGCUAAUAGCGUCAGAAAUAGCAGUAACAGUGGCAAUAGUAGGGCUAUCAGGAAUAUCAGUACUGGCAAUUCAACCGCCACCGCUUCUUCUUCUUCUUCUUCUUCUUCUUCUUCUUCCACACCUACGCUUGCAACAAACCUUCGAUCUAUCCCUCCUGCAUUACCCAAUAAAACAAUCCGAUCUAUUUUAGCUACUGCAGUCCCUGACAGUACGGUCAAAGUCCAGGGUUGGGUACGAUCAGCUCGUCAUCAAAAGAACAUCACCUUUGUGGAACUCAAUGACGGAUCAAGUCUCAAAGGUGUCCAAGCUAUCCUCAGCGGAGGGGAAGGCAAAGGAUUGGUGACAGGAACAAGUUUAGAACUGGAAGGAAAACUUGUCAAGAGUGAAGGAAAGGAGCAAGCAUAUGAUCUACAAGUAACCAGUCUAAAAGUGAUUGGAAGUUGUGAUGGCGAGACAUAUCCUCUUCAAAAAAAACGACAUUCCUUCGAAUUCCUGAGAGAGAUUUCGCAUCUUCGAUCCAGAGCCAAGACUGCCAGUGCCAUUCUCCGUCUUCGUAGUGCCUCCGUCUGGGGAUUUCAAAAGUUCUUUGAGUCUCAAGAGUUCACUCAAGUCCAUACACCUUUAUUGACAACGCAUGAUUGUGAAGGAGGCGGUGAAGUUUUCAAGAUUGCACCUCGGAUAUCAGCCCGAGCUCAACAGCAAUAUGAAGAACAACAACAACGACAAAAACAAGGCGCACUUCAAAAGUCUGAUGCCAAUACUGAUACCCAACUCAAUCCUUCUACAAUGACUACAUCUGUAUCUGCACCUGCACCCUCCGAAUUCUUUGGCUCUCCCGUGUACCUAACAGUGUCUGGACAACUUCAUCUUGAGAUCAUUGCCAGCGCCCUCUCACGGGUCUUCACAAUGGGUCCAGUCUUCCGGGCAGAGCCCUCGAUGACCCCUCGUCAUCUCUCCGAGUUUUGGAUGCUGGAGGCCGAGAUCGCGUUCUUGAACAAACUGGACCAUCUCUUGGAUUUCUCCGAGGCCUGUCUGAAGGAAACGACCCGGUUCCUCUUGGAGAGUUGUGCAGAGGACAUUGAGUUUUUAAACACCUGGGUGGACAAGUCGUUGAAGGGUCGUCUUCAUCAUCUGGUCAAUGAGCCCUUCAAGCGAAUGACCUAUACAGAGGCCAUCAGGAUCUUGCAGGAAGCAGUGAUAGCUGGUGAUGUCAAAUUUGAGUUUGAGCCCAAAUGGGGACAGGGGUUACAGAGUGAACAUGAGAAAUGGUUAGCGGGUACAUAUUGUCAAGGACCUGUCUUUGUGACGGACUAUCCUGCAGGACUGAAACCCUUCUAUAUGAGGAAGAACGAUCCCCCUUUGUCUUAUUUGUCAUCACCGAGUAGCAGCAGUAGCAGUAGCAGUAGCAGUAGCAGUAGCAGUAGCAGUAGCAGUAGCAGUAGCAGUAGCAUUAGCAGCAGUAAUAGUAGUAGUAGUAGUAGUAGUAGUAGUAGUAGUAGUAGUAGUAGUACUAACAGUAACAGUAACAAUGGCAGUAGCAGUGGCGGCAGUACAAAAGUAGGAAAACAGGAGGAAGAGGAUCGUACGACGGUAGGAUGUGUUGAUUUGCUUGUACCUGGGAUUGGAGAGUUAAUGGGAGGAUCCCUUAGGGAGGAACGACAUGAGGUGUUGAAGAAGCAACUUUGGGAAUUUGGGUUGGAUCAAGAAGAGUACCAGUGGUAUUUGGAUUUACGAAAGUAUGGUACGACCCCACAUGGUGGAUGGGGCAUUGGGUUUGAACGGUACAUGUUGAUGGUCACAGGCAUGGACAAUGUCCGAGACAUCAUCCCCUUCCCUCGAUACAACCACUAUUGUAAAUUUUAGGAU
Lobosporangium transversale is the source of this 2080-nucleotide messenger RNA. RefSeq lists its product as hypothetical. NCBI's taxonomy places the organism in Eukaryota, Fungi, Mortierellomycota, Mortierellomycetes, Mortierellales, Mortierellaceae. The coding region runs from base 47 to 2077 and encodes 676 amino acids. Gene Ontology annotation, biological process: asparaginyl-tRNA aminoacylation. The record is from RefSeq and is a predicted model, not a curated record. The transcript has 4 exons. Gene Ontology annotation, cellular component: mitochondrion. Gene Ontology annotation, molecular function: ATP binding; nucleic acid binding; asparagine-tRNA ligase activity.